CCUGGCUCCCAGCCCUCCUCCCCGAGUAGGGGAGAGAACCCAGGAGUCCUGGCUCCCACCUCCCCCAACGACAAGACCCCACACUCGUCCCAGAAAAGCAGUGGCCCAAAGGUGCAGCUGGCUCAUGCAAACUAAUAAGGAGAGACUGGACAGUUGGGGGGGGGCUAGAAUCUCCCAUGGACCCCCCCUCCAUGCCAUGAACUCGCUGGGCCCUGCUUAGCUUCAUGACCUCCAUGCGGUAAACAAGCCAACGUCCAUCUGGGCCACUAGAUGGCGCUGAAGCUCCACGGGCCAAGUUGCGAGCGCGGGCUGUAACCGGCCUUGUGACCCAACCCGGGGCCAGCCCCUGAGCGCUACGGGGGCCGGCGGGGGAAAAGGAACAGCUGAGACAGAAUGUACCAUCUGCGCCAGGAAAAGGGGGGUGGAUUCCAUAGAGGUCGCAGGCGCCCUGCCCCAUGAGAGGGCGUAGCCCCUAGUGGCCAGCCCCCAGUGAGAAGGGGUGUAACCCCAGUGACCCUAUCCCCAUAAAGGGGUUAACCCCAUAGACCCGCCCUCCAAUGUGAAGAGGGUGUGGCCUCAGUGACCCCCCCAGGUGAAGGGGCGUAACCCCAUUAGUCCUGCCCCCAUAAAUUGUUUAACCCCUCUGGCCCUGCCCCCAAUGGAGGAGCGUGACUCCAGUGGCCCCGCCCCAAUGAGAAGGGGUGUGGCCCCAGUGGCCCCGCCCCCACACAGUGUUUAAUCCCCAGUGGCUCCACCCACCCCUGACCCUUUCCCCUGACCCUCCUCAGUGGCCUGACUUCCCCUGCAGCCCCCGCCCAUGGGGCUGCCCCCCGCUCUCCUCCUCAUGCUCUGCCUCUGCCCUGUCCGCCAGGGCCUGGCUCCCCCAGACCCAGGGCUGCUGGCCCAGGGCCGUGCCCGGCUGCGGGAGGCCCAGACACUGGCCCGCCACCCGCAGCUGGGGGCCUGCUGGGCGGGGGCCCUGGGGAGGCUGGACGGGGGCUGCCAGCAGCUGGGGGAGGAGCAGCAAAGCCGCAUCGCCCUGGCCUUUGCCCACUGCCACCUGCAGAGGUCGGGUCGGCCCUUCCCUCGCUGCGAGGCCAGCAGCUCCGUCCGGGCCUGCACCCAGCACAUGGACCCUGUGGCCUUCGGGGUCUACACUGAAUUCUUCACCCAUGCCCACAGCAUCUGCUACCUCCUCCGCAGUGAGGCCUGGCAGCAGCAAGCUGAGAGCACCGUGCACAGGCUGGUAGCCAGUUCGGAGGGCGUAGCUGAGCGGCUGGAGGAGACCAACCAGCUGGCGGAGCAGGCAGCGCGGGCACAAGAGGCCACCCUGCGAUCCCAGGAGCAGAUCCUCCGCCAUGGGGAGCUGCUGAGACAGACACUGCAGGACUCCUCCAGGGGUGUCCGGGAGGCUUUUCAGGACAUACAGGAGGCAGCCGGACGGCAACGCCUGGCCUUCGCCGAGAUCGUGAACCGCCUCAGCUUCCUGCACCACUUCCUGGUGGGGGAGUCCCACGCCCUGGGCUCCUUCCUCUACCACCUGCUGACCGGCAGCGCCGCCCUGCUGCUCACCUCCAGCCAGCGCACUGCCGGGGCCAGGUUGAUCCUGCUUGGCCUGGUGGGGGGCAACGUCUACCUGGAACGUGUGAUCAGUGGACUCGUCUUGGAGAACACUGAGGCCGGCUCUGAUCCAAUGGAGGCCCUUGCCAGCUGGGUGGGGCUAUGCCGCAGGCUGUGUGUGGGCGCCGGGCUGGCCGUCCUGGCCUAUUGCGUCCUCACCUACCGCGACGUGGCCCAGCAGAGUCGGGAGGUGCUGCAGGGGCUGCAGGAGACCCGGGCCCAGAUGCAGCACAUCCUGCAGGAGACAGAACACCUACUGGCCCAGUGGGGCCCAGACCCCAGCCAGGACAAUGCUGAAUUCACCGACUCGGGCUUCCCGGGACCCCUCUCCCGGCCGGAACAAGGAGCCCCCUGGGCAGAGUUGCUCAGCACCAGCAGCCCCAAGAGCCGGAGCCGGUCCCCGGCCCGCCAGCGCCCCCGGCCGCAGAGACACACCAGCCGACGGGAUUCUGAGACACACAAUGUUCCUGUGCCACUGGACAGGCUGUGCUGCUAUGAUCUCCGGCGCCGGCCGGCCCUGAGAGACCCCCCCCAAACGUCAGCCACAGUGAAGGGGCCCCUCCGCAGCGCCCGAAGGGGAAGACCUCAGUUGCCGGCAGCAGGUGCCAUCCUGCUGAGCCCAACCUGGGAUCAGACUCCUACUGCGUGAAUGUCGCCCCAGGCCGGGAGCCAGGACUCCUGGGUUCUCUCCCCAGCCUGCGUGGGUCUGAGUGAGACACACAGGACAGGGGGAGGCUGCGUGAUGUUUUAUUGGAGACGGGCCACGCCGCGGCUUUUAGCUGGUAAUAAAAGGAGCCUGACAAUUUGGUA
Messenger RNA from Dermochelys coriacea (leatherback sea turtle), 2430 nucleotides. RefSeq lists its product as uncharacterized. The coding region runs from base 818 to 2269 and encodes 483 amino acids. The transcript is spliced from 9 exons. The record is from RefSeq and is a predicted model, not a curated record. Lineage: Eukaryota; Metazoa; Chordata; Testudines; Dermochelyidae.